UUUUUCUCAAGGCAUUUUUAAUUAAUCUCUUAUUAAAUUCCCAUAUUAUCCCUUUACGUAAUCUUUAAGUCCCUUAAAUUCCUCCUCAAAAUCCCUCCCUAUAUACUAUAAAAAAAAAUCAUUUUUAAUUUGUUUUCCACGUUCAGUGUCUGGCUCCGUUUCUAACUGUGCGUACGUCUGUCUAACGUGUACACAAAAUAUUACUUUAUUUCCCUAUAAAUUUCCGUCCCGUUAGGUCUACCCCGUUUUUGUCGUUUUUGUUCUUAAAUUCCUUCUUCCAAAGUCUCCUUCACUUAGAAACUUGCUUUACUUCUCUCUAUCUUCGAUUUUUUUUUUUGAAAAUUUUUCAGAUUUUUGAGAUGUCAAAUCUUGGAUUUCUUGCCAUUGUUUUGUGCUUAGUUCUUGAACUCACCUUCGCUGCUGAUUCGCCAGCGCCUGCGCCGUCGCUUGGUGCAGACUCUUCACCGCAACUCGGUCCUACACCGGAGACUGGAUCUCCUGACUCUGCACCAGCAACGUCACCGGGGAAUGCUGCUUCGCCUUCGGCGCCAAUGGCGCCAUCUCCAUCAGAUCUGGCUCAUGGAAAGUCUUCACCGGCGAGUUCUCCUGCUUCUUCACCGGACGAUGCGAGCGAUAUCAACCACGGCAACAGCAAUGCAAAGGGAAGCGAAGAGAAGACCGGUGGUGACGGAGGAAUCAGCGGCAGGAAAAAGGCGGGAAUCGUGGUGGCAGUGGUUGCAGCAGCGUGUUUGGUUGGCUUCGGUGGAUUGGUAUACAAGAAGAGACGAGAUAACAUCAGGAGAUCUCAGUACGGAUACGCUGCCAGGAGGGAAAUCCUGUGAAAAAGACGAGUACAGAUUUCAAACAAUGAAUAGAAGAGAUGGUGCCGGCAAGGCUUGGUCAAAGUAGCAGUAUCACGCUCUGUCUUGGACUCCGCCAUUUCUAUGCGUGGGAUUGGGCCCGGCCGGUAGACUUGUAAACCUAAAUACAAAGGUGA
Messenger RNA from Durio zibethinus, 997 nucleotides. RefSeq lists its product as uncharacterized. Lineage: Eukaryota; Viridiplantae; Streptophyta; Magnoliopsida; Malvales; Malvaceae. The record is from RefSeq and is a predicted model, not a curated record.